CUGUUGAAUAUAGUACACAACUAAAUACGGUGCGUGAACUUUUUUUCUAGGGUAAUUUUUGGUGUUUGAUUGCGGAUUGAGCUGGAUUGAGCAGACUUUGAUUUUAGUCUAAAGCGGUUUUAGUGUCAAAGUUAAUAAGGUUGAAGUUGGGAGUAAUGGAUCAUUCAGGGAAUAGUUGAUUCCGUCUUUUUUUUUAGACGAUACAAUACCUCUAGUACCAUUUGCACAGCGUCAACAUGUAUGAGCAACUGGCCAUUAUUGAGGACGAAUCCGAACAGCAAAUUCCAAGUUCACCAUCUUACGAAAUGGCCAAUACAAAUGGAGAUGUGCCGCCAGUAUAUGGCGCGUUUCCUGAGAAUAAUCCAAAAACUAGUACAUCUCAGACAUACUUUGAAGAACAAGUACCAAUUCCAGAUAAAGAAAAUUAUAAUUUUAGUUUCCGCAAGUUGUGGGCAUUCACUGGACCUGGUUUUCUAAUGAGUAUAGCGUACCUGGAUCCAGGUAAUAUCGAAUCUGACUUGCAGUCGGGUUUUGUGGCUGAGUUUCAGCUGCUAUGGGUGUUAAUGUUUGCUACGAUUCUUGGGUUACUACUUCAACGUUUAUCAGCACGUUUAGGUGUUGUAACAGGAAUGCAUCUCGCAGAAAUCUGCUACCGUGAAUAUCCUCUGGUACCGCGUAUUAUUCUUUGGCUUAUGGUUGAAAUUGCAAUCAUCGGUUCUGACAUGCAGGAGGUUAUAGGCACGGCGAUUGCCUUCUAUCUGUUAUCGAACGGGAAGAUUCCCUUGUAUGCAGGUGUCUUGAUUACCAUUACUGACACUUUUGUGUUUCUUUUUUUGGAUAAAUAUGGUCUGCGUAAACUUGAGGCAUUUUUUGCAAUGCUUAUAUUUACCAUGGCAGUCACAUUCACUUAUGAGUAUGUAGUAGUUAAACCAGAUCAAGUUGAGUUAUUAAAAGGCCUAUUUAUCCCAGGAUGCAGUGCAUGUAAAGGAAACAAGGCCGCUAUCUUACAAGCAGUAGGAAUAAUCGGUGCAAUCAUUAUGCCUCAUAACCUGUAUCUACACUCUGCCCUUGUUAAAGGUGUUUUCCUUGGAUGUGAAUUUGGUGCUGCUGCCCUCUACAUUUGGGCAAUUGGAAUCUUAGCCUCCGGUCAGAGUUCUACAAUGACUGGAACUUAUGCAGGACAAUUUGCUAUGGAAGGUUUUUUGAAUUUGAAGUGGUCUCGUUGGCGGCGUAUAUUGAUGACUCGAUCUAUUGCAAUUUGCCCAACAUUAGUUAUUGCUGUUUUUAGUGGUAUUGAUAAUCUUACUGGCAUGAAUGAUGUUCUUAAUGUCGUUAUGAGUUUACAGCUUCCAUUUGCUUUGAUUCCUGUGUUAACGUUUACUAGUAUGGGAAGCUUAAUGCAGGACUUCCAAAAUGGCAUAUUAAACAAGAUUGUGUGUGGUACUUUGGCAGUGGCUGUCAUAGCAAUAAACAUGUUCUUUGUUUUUACCUAUUUGCCUGAGUUACCGAAAAACUGGGCCUUAUAUAUUUUCUUGGGAAUAAUUUUAGUUUUAUAUCUUGUUUACAUUGCUUACCUAGCAUCAAUUUGUCUUGUGGCCCUUGGUGUACCGUAUGCUGAUCGAAUACCUUGGGUUAAAAAAUCGACACCAUAUGGACUGGAGUCAAGAUAUGUAGCUGGAAGUGAGGAUGUUGACAUGACGAUAACGAAAUGAGGCCAAUAUCAUUAUGCCUGGUUAAAAAAUAAUUAAUUUGCACUUUAACAUGUCACCAAAGUUUAUGUAAAAAUUAAAUCUACAAAGAAAAUAUAUAUAAGAUCUAUUCCAAUAUAUAAUACAGAGAUGUAAGUGAGCUCAGUGUGUAAGAGUACUGUACAGUAUGUUGGUGUGAUCAUGUUAGGUUGCUUGAUUAACUAAAUCACUGGUUGUAAGUUUCCAUGAAAGGGCUUAUGCUUAUUUGUUGCUCAAACAGUGUUUCGAGGCAUCAUUGUACAGCGUAGCCUGACACGUCAGGUUUGUGUGAGACAAUCACAGAUGCAAUAGGUUGGCUGCUUCGAGUUUGUCUUAAGGCAUAGAGCAUUGUGGGGGCUUAGCUUGUGACACUUUGAGUGUUUUUUCUGAUGAACUUAGAGGCUGGUGGGUCUGAACCUUAGUCUGCCACCGUAUAUCGUAGGUGUCGUGGGUCUGUCCAAAUAAGGAACUCUCAGUUAAUUGAGUGUCAGUCUUAGGUAAUAUGAUGUGGGGCUGAUGCAUAAAGUGUGAAGCAUUGUGAGUCAGGUGCAUUGUUGGCCUGAUGUAUUUGAAUGUGGCGAAGGAUUGUAGAUUUGAAAAAGUAUCAUUAUCUCUGUACUUCUAAUUCAGAAGUAAAGUGAUAGUAAUACUUGUACUGUGUACUUUUGAUGCAGAAUCCUAAUGAUUACAAUUCUGAGACCAUGGCAUCAUGUUUCAUAAUUAAUUCUAUACUAGUUACUAACUAUUGAACACUGAAAACAGUAAUUUACCAGCAUAUAAAGAUAUGCCAUGCAGAAGUAAAGAUUGUGAUACUUGUACUGUGUACUUCUGAUGCAGAAUCCUAAUGAUUAGAAUUCUGAAACCAUGGUAUCAUGUUUAUAAGAAUUUCUGUACCAGUUAUCCACUAUUAAACAGUAAUUUACGGCAUUUAAAGAUAUGCCCUCUGGUUUGAUUUUAUACUUUACUUUGCUUACUUAAAUUACUUACAAUUUGUGACUGGUACCUUUUAUCACUAUUUAAGUAUAUGCUACAGAUACAUUCAUGAUAAGUUAUUUUUUAAUUGUGCUAAUAUUUCCACCUUAAGGCCUUCUAUUUACUGUUAUUUCUAAUGACUAAGAGAUGAUCAAAAAGGGGAAUACUGUCCUGUAAAUGUGAUUUAUUUGUCUAAUUUGAGUUUCUAUUUUAUGUUUUAUUACAUUCUCACCAUAUUCUUUUUUUUUAUCUCUUGUUAUUUUGUAUUUAUGUUAAUUAAUUUAUUUUAAUAUUAAUAGGUUUGUUGAAGGAUCUCUUCUGUGUUGAACUACAGUAUUGCAUUUUUUAUCAGAUUUAUGUGAAGGCAACUUUAAGAAUGUGAAGAUAAUAACUUUUCUAAAACUCUCAAAAUUUUGGAAGAAAACAAUGCAAAAAACAAAACCUGUAUAUGAUUUACACCAAAUUAUCUCUGGUUUUCAAAAAUUUACCAACUUUUAGUGGAACUGUAGCUUAGUCGUCAACAUGCUUGCCUUCCUGUACUUUAGGGAUCAAUUCAAUUGGAAUAUUGCUUAGACUAAAAGCAACUUUACACUCAAAAGAUCAUGAGACAUUUUUAUAUCAGUUUUAUAUUAGAUUUUGAAAAGUUUUUGUGAGUUUAAUAUUUAUUUCUGUUAGUAUUUUAUGGUUUUUAAAAACGAUUUGAGAAAUUUAUUUUCUUUAAAUUAAUUGAGGUGAAAUUAUUACGGUAGUACGUUCUGUAACUAAUAUUCUAGGGCACAUUUAUGUGGAAUGUGGUGGUAAUAUAUUUAUUAUUACCAACUCUAUGAAUUGAAGCACUGACAGGCUAUUGUAUUUAAUUAUGUUGUUCUUCAUGCCACUGUUGAUAGUAUUGUAGUUGAAAUACAUUGUUGCUAUGAUCACUUACAUUCUGUUAAAGGGUGAUUACUUUUAAACCUGGCAAAGUGGAAAGUGUUAAUAAGAAGAAUAAUUGUUAUAAUGGGGUACACCUGUAUAAUUAUGCUAAUUUUAUAUUUGCAUCAAUUUGACUAAAUUAUUUCCAUGAAACAUGUGCAGAGGGCAAUUUUAUUAAUAAUAAUAACUAUUGUUAUUUUUAUGAUUUAUGGUUUCAUCAUAUGCAAUGAUUUAUGAAAUUAUUUAUGUUUAUUACCUAUAGGUGAUUAUGUAUCAGCUGUACUUAAACUUAUAUUUAGACUCAAUUUGCACUCUUCACACUCAAUCUAAAAGUUUGUGCUUACGUGAUAUUGGUUGAUUUUUAGUCUUUUCAUUAGAGGUCGAACUAUAUUGUUCCAGGUGCAAUGCCGAGUACCAGAACCCGAACUACCAGUUGGACUUGUAAACAGCAUUAAGCAAACUUCACUGAAAAGAACCCUGAAAACUCUGCCUGUGUUAUUGUACUGUUCAACAAGGAAUAAAGAUUGAGCCGUUCUUCUAAGCCGUCCUCUUUGAUAUUUUGCCUAAUUCCACAAAAGGAAUUAGGCAAGAUAUCUAAACGUAUGCAAACAUAUGCAUUUGUGAGACAAAAUGAUUUGUUCUGGCCAUAUUCUGAUUGGUCAGUUGUUAACUGUGGCCAUGUCUGGCACUGGAAAGAUAUAUUGACAACAGUUUACUGGUGAUGAGAAACUGCUAUUAUGGUUACAUUUUGUUUCUGAAACUUCAUGUGCCUUAUAUAUUAUGCAGUCUUAUUCAAUAAGUUUACAGAAGGAAUAAUAUUUGAACUAUAUUUUCAUAAUUUGAUCGAAUUUAAAUAGGCUACAAACAUUCAUACUGUGUUUCUUUUAAUUUGGGGUUCAUUUUGUGAGGUUUCAAUAAAUAUAUCAAUUUUAUAUUUUAA
Anneissia japonica is the source of this 4551-nucleotide messenger RNA. Its product is annotated as natural resistance-associated macrophage protein 2-like. Gene Ontology annotation, molecular function: iron ion transmembrane transporter activity; cadmium ion transmembrane transporter activity; manganese ion transmembrane transporter activity. The transcript has 16 exons. Gene Ontology annotation, biological process: metal ion transport. NCBI's taxonomy places the organism in Eukaryota, Metazoa, Echinodermata, Crinoidea, Comatulida, Comatulidae. The coding region runs from base 237 to 1712 and encodes 491 amino acids. Gene Ontology annotation, cellular component: membrane. The record is from RefSeq and is a predicted model, not a curated record.